AUUUCAACUAAAAUAUCUUAAUUUGUGUUCUGAAGAUUAACGAAGUUCUCACAGGUGUGGAACGGCAUGAGGGUGAGUAAUAAAUGACCGAAUUUUCAUUUUUGGGUGAACUAACCCUUUAACUAGAGCCUCCUGGUUAUAUUCAGCAAAAUCACGCAACAGUGUUACUGUAGACAAACGAACAUGAGCAAACUGAACUCUUAAACGUUUCUCAGAAAUAUUAAAUUUUUAACAGUCAGCAUUCCCUGUGAUUAAUGCACAGAAUUCCAGUUUUCCAACAUUGACAUUUUAGCUCAUUUGUUUAGUUGUUGUUUACGAUAGCAGCUACUGUCUAACUAAGACCACUCAUUUUGGCUUUAGGGUAGCACUCAUAGUAUUUUGAAUAUUGCAUUGCAUCUGUGUGUUUCUCUUCUUGGCCUCGUCCCUUGACUAUAUUAUGUCCAAGAAAUUCUAGUAUUUGAUGCAAUCGAAUAAAACAAUGGCUCUAAUUAUAAAAAUAUUACAUGACCAAAUCUAACACGUUAUGCAUGAUUUGUUGUUAUUGUUAUUAGUGUUUUUAUACAUCAUGUUUCACAGUUGCCUCAUUUUCAUGCUGGUAUCACAAUACUGCUGAAUUCAGUAAGGACCAUUUGAACACUCGUGGUUUAGCCUCCAUGUAUUUACCAUUUAACAUUACCUUUUUUGUAAACGCAACAUCUAAUUUUCUCUCUUAAUAUGUGAAUGUGUGUAUGUUUACUGUUGAAAGUAUGCCAAUGUGUUAUUUUUGCUAUCAUUGUUUUUCUUCCAUAUUUGUACUGUAUUCUGAACUAAUAAAACUAUAAAAAUAAGACUUUUUUUGUUUUAUCUUUCAGUGGAUUUAAAAGAAAAUGUUUCUUGUUUACCAUCUUUUUCAGUUUAAUUUUCUUCUUAUAGUAAUGUGUAUUUUUGAUGGUCCGUAUGCAUUUACGUUUUCACAUGUGACAGCUUCCAAACAUGUUCGUUCCCACGCAAUGUGUGACGUGCUCUUUUGUGGUUUUGCUCCUCUCACACCCCCUCAAUUCUUAUCAGCCCGCACCAGCUUCACACACGCCACUGAUAGUCAGGAGUGUCGACGUCUGUGUAUGUAAAAAUGUGAAUAUUUAUGAAUAUUAACUAUGACACUUCCUACACUGACGAAGCUUUAAAAAUUUACUUGCAGCUUUUUUUCCCAUUUAGUGUUUGUGUUUUCCCAAGUUUGACUUGGGUGACUUGAUCCAAUUGAUGGAUUUUGGAGCAAAAUCAUCUUCUGGCCCUCAUAAAUUUAAGAAAUGGUGAAGUUCAGGAAAUGCAUCCAGAAAUGCCCCAUUUAUGCAUGUGUAAAAGAGAGGGGUCUUGUGGGAAGCCGGGUCAUUACAUGUUUAUCAGUAAGUGAAAGAGUGAACAGAGAACGUGAUGAGGGAAGAUAGUAGUUGGAUGACUUGUGGUUGACGGAGGAAGAGAUAGAAAGAGGAACGGUGUGACGAAAUAGAAAGCUUCGCUGGAAGACCAACAUGUUGGAAGAAUUCUGAUCAAACGGCCACAAAAGAAGAAUGGACGAGAACCCAGCUGUUCAUCAGGAAAUGGUCACGACAGCAGAGGAACAGCCUCGUUCUGAUGAGCCAAAUCCAAUGGGCUGCAACAAGUACUGCAGUCUCUUAUUGGUUCUCUUUGCCUCCUCUCUCUUUGCAACUACGUUAGGUUUGGCUAUCUAUUCCCACCUGCAAAAGGAAUCACAGUGGAAAUCAGCUGCUCCUCCUUGCCUUUCUCCCGCCUGUCUAAGAGCAUCAGAGCAGUUUUCUCUUGACGUGGAUCCCUGUGACUACUUCCUCUAUGCCUGUGGAGCAGGUGGAUCUUCCACUAACAAGAGGAGACAGAGAGUCAGUGGGUUCUCCAAUGAAGACAAUGGAGAACUGGACAAAAAACGAGAAGUGGGCAUGGGUGGACUAGUGAGGAUGAGAAGAGAGGCAGAUGUUCAAGGAAAAAGCGAUGGACGGCUAGAUAAAUUUCCAGACAGACAGACUGCUUUACUGAAAGCCAUUAAAGAAAUACUAGAGUCUCCUGAGGAGGGUGUUUCUAUGAGUGCUGCAGAACAGAAAGCAAAGAAAUUCUUCAAGACCUGCAUGGAUGCAGAAUCCCCAAAGAAAGUGGGUCCAGAACGCUUCCUCACACUACUCCAGCAGUUAGGUGGCUGGGCAGUAUCGGGUGAAUGGAAUCAGAAAGAUUUUAACACCACCCUCACCCUGCUGAUGAGCCAGUACUCAACAUUUCCUUUCUUCAGUGUGUAUGUAGGGCCAGACUCUGGUGAAGAGCAAAAUGCUUCCAAUAAACACUACAUACAGAUUGAUGAGCCUCAUUUUCAAUUCCCUAUUGACUGGAAUAGCGAGACACAUAAAUCCAAAGCUAGUACUCGGUAUUUGCGUCCAUUCUAUUCGUCCUGUGGUCAGUAUUUGGCUCUCUUGGGUGUUCCCUCCAAUGGAACCACUCAGCACUGUGGUCUUUACAUAUCUCUGUCCACAACUCUCGCUGUGGCCACAUCUCCUCUUCGCUACCGCCUCAGUCAGAAGUUGCUCUACCACAGAAUUACCAUCCGAGAGCUACAGACUCGGGCUUCAGCCAUUGAUUGGCUUGCUUGCCUACAAGCCAUAUUUCAGCCACUUCCUAUCAGCCAAUCAGAUAUUGUUUUAGUCCACAAUCUCCCGUACAUUAUCCACAUGUCCCAGACAAUCAGCCAAUGGCAAUUCCAGCAUAAGACGAUGGGCACUGGUCCUCUUCACACAUACAUGAUCUUUAGUCUGUUGCAAACACUCAUCCCUGCGCUGGACUCGAGGUUCUUCCAAACAAUGAGAAACUAUUCCAUUGUGACUGGAGACAUGCAGGAGGAGAUGCCACGCUGGUGGCGAUGUGUUCAGCAGACGGAGCGAGGAUUUGAUGUCUUACUCAGUCAUGUAAUUAGAGAAAGACAUGCACAGAAAGAGGCUGAAGAGUUGAUUCAUGAUGUUUAUUCAUCCCUCAAGAAGAAACUAACAGAUCUGAGCUGGAGGGACAAAACAUCAUCAAGCUUUAUUUUGAAUAAAAUAAAAUCUCUUAAUCCAAGACUCUCCACUAUAACAAAUAACCUCAGUCAUACAGAACUCGACCAUCUCUAUGCAGAGAUGGAUUUGAAAGAUGAGGAUUUUUUCUCCAACUACCUGCAGAUGCUGGUGCUGGAGCAGAAGAUCAGGUGCAGACUGCUCUCACACAGCACACGGACUGAAGGUUUGUCUAUCACUCCAUCCAUCUCUGGUAAUGACAUCAUCAUCCCUGUUGGAAUGUUUGUUUUGCCUUUCUUCCAUUCUUCAUAUCCCAGGGCACUGAAUUAUGGGACUCUGGGAUCUCUGAUGGCUAAAGAUCUUCUCCACCUUCUGCUUCCUGAUAUCCACACACAGGCCGACAACCCAGAGUCAGAGAGUAUGUGCGUGUGGUCUCAUUAUCUGAGUGUGACCAAGGGUUCGGGACAGGCUGGCACAUUCUCUCUUCCCCCCUCUAAACAGCAGGAGGUUUGGGUGCAGUACUCUGCUCUACAGGUGGCACUGGAUGCUUAUAAGAUGAGUUUCACAAGGCAUCCAACAGACUCAUCUCUAUCAGGCCUCUCUUACAUUCACCUGUUCCUCUCAUCCUUUACUAAGGUAACGUGUGACGCUGACUCCUACCGCGAGUUCAUGCCCUUUGAACCUUCCUUCCUGGUGACUGUCCUGUGUUCGAGCUCAGGCUUCUGCCCCAAAUCGCUGACCUGCCUGAAUAAAUCUCAGAGUUCUCCUCACGAGAUGUGUCAGAGUCGAACGCUGCACUGAAUCUGCGAGGAACACUUCUCCACUGAGACCUGUUGGAGCUGGUUUGGGACUGUUGAACCAUUGGAGCUGCUCAAUGUUUAGUGAAAAUAUGAGAAAGUCAUUUCAGAGAUCAUUAACCUUUUUAUAUUCACUGGAUAAGUAAUGGAUUUAGAAAUGCCACAUAUACAUUUAGGCAAUAUUAUCACAUUUGACAAGUGAUGUACAGUAUGAUGAACAGUUAAAAACAAAAUUUUCAUUCAAACAGUCAAAAGCAUGAAAAUGUACCAUGCUUUUACAGUAUUGGAUUUUGGGGAAAAUGUUGUAGAUUCAUGCAAACUAAUAUAUUUAAGGGGAGGGAGGAAAUCUCAUGCAUUUUUAUAACACUUAUGGCAGUAGCAUUUCCUAGUUUGUUUACAAAGUUACACUGGUUUAAUAUGUGGUAACUAUAGUCUUACUAUAAAUACCACAGUUAAACUGGUUACUACAAUUCAGUAAUUCAUUAAUGAUGAUUAUUUUGUAUUUUUAUUCUCUCUAGUGUAAAUACAGUUUGUGGUCUGAGGUUUGAAUGUAUCAUAAAUGCCACUCUUAUAUUUGAAAAAAACGCUGAGGUGUGUUUUGUGUCCUUUUCUGCUGUGAAAGUUCUAGGUUUGCUUUGAUGAUAACACUAGCAAAAAAUCGAAAAUGUUGAGAUUCGCCUGUUCUUCGGAGGUCUUUU
Megalobrama amblycephala (Wuchang bream) is the source of this 4521-nucleotide messenger RNA. RefSeq names its product Kell metallo-endopeptidase (Kell blood group) (gene kel). Lineage: Eukaryota; Metazoa; Chordata; Actinopteri; Cypriniformes; Xenocyprididae. Gene Ontology annotation, biological process: protein processing. Gene Ontology annotation, cellular component: plasma membrane. The transcript is spliced from 18 exons. The coding region runs from base 1548 to 3827 and encodes 759 amino acids. The record is from RefSeq and is a predicted model, not a curated record. Gene Ontology annotation, molecular function: metalloendopeptidase activity.